Molecule: messenger RNA, 2005 nt
Organism: Fusarium vanettenii 77-13-4
Lineage: Eukaryota; Fungi; Ascomycota; Sordariomycetes; Hypocreales; Nectriaceae
Exons: 5
Coding region: 338-1594 (418 amino acids)
Biological process (GO): protein refolding; response to heat
Cellular component (GO): nucleus; cytosol; cytoplasm
Molecular function (GO): Hsp70 protein binding; ATP binding
Source: RefSeq, a predicted model, not a curated record
CUUACCCUGACCUCGACAUCAAAAGUCGUUGCUCAACAUCUCCUCUCUUCUUGUCGCGCGACUCUCUUCUCUUGUUGCCUUUUAUUCAUCAAAGGCUGAAGCGCUUCAUCUAAUCGAUCCAACGCCUCCAUCGUCGUCGAAUCGCCCUCGCCCUCCACUUCCCCGAUUUUCGUCCACUCAGGAAAAGAGAGCCAACCCGUGCAACUUCUCGCUGCUGCCCCGCCGUCGGAAACUCGAGAUAAACCCUUUUUUUCCGGGAACAAGCCCUUCCCUCUUCUCGCCGACAACAACUUGAAAUCCUUCCACAACACAACAAAACACACACAACACCGCCAACAUGGUCAAGGAAACCAAGUUCUACGAUACCCUGGGGGUUUCCCCAACUGCCACUGAGCAAGAGCUCAAGAAGGCCUACAAGACCGGUGCCUUGAAAUACCACCCUGACAAGAAUGCGCACAACCCCGCCGCAGAGGAAAAGUUCAAGGAAAUCUCCCACGCCUACGAAAUUCUCUCCGAUUCACAGAAGCGCCAGAUCUAUGAUCAAUAUGGCGAGGCCGGCCUCGAGGGCGGUGCCGGUGGUGGUGGCAUGGCCGCUGAGGAUCUGUUUGCCCAGUUCUUCGGCGGAGGCGGCUUUGGAGGAGGUCUUGGCGGCAUGUUUGGAGGCGGCGGCAUGAACCGUGGUCCUCCCAAGGCCCGAACCAUCCACCACACUCACAAGGUCUCCCUCGAGGACAUCUACCGCGGCAAGAUCUCCAAGCUGGCUCUCCAAAGGUCCAUCAUCUGCCCCAAGUGCGAGGGUCUUGGUGGCAAGGAGGGCGCUGUCAAGCGCUGCCCUGGCUGUGAUGGCCACGGUAUGAAGACCAUGAUGCGCCAGAUGGGUCCCAUGAUCCAGCGAUUCCAGACUGUCUGCCCCGACUGCAACGGAGAGGGUGAGAUCAUCAAGGAGAAGGACCGAUGCAAACAGUGCAACGGAAAGAAGACUACCGUCGACCGCAAGGUCCUCCACGUCCACGUCGACAAGGGUGUUAGAAGCGGCACCAAGGUCGAGUUCCGAGGUGAGGGUGACCAAGCGCCUGGUGUCCAGGCUGGCGAUGUCGUUUUCGAGAUUGAGCAGAAGCCUCACGCCCGCUUCACCCGUCGGGAAGACGACCUGCUCUAUGUUUGCGACAUUGAGCUCAUCACUGCCCUUGCUGGUGGUACCAUCUACGUUGAACACCUCGACGACCGGUGGCUCGCCAUUGAUAUUCUCCCUGGUGAGGCCAUUGCUCAAGAUGCUGUCAAGAUGGUUCGUGGUCAGGGUAUGCCUUCUCCUAGGCACCACGACUUCGGGAACAUGUACAUCCGAUUUAACGUCAAGUUCCCCGAGAAGAACUGGACCGAGGACCCCGAGGUCUUUGAGGCCCUCCGGAAGGUUCUUCCCCCGCCAGCUGUCCAGAACAUUCCUCCUCCCGAUGCCAUGUCGGAGCCCGCCAGCCUCGAGGAUCUCGACAAUCAGGCCCAGACCAGAGUCUUUGGUAACUCUGACGGUAUGAUGGAUGAUGAUGACGAGGAUGGCCACCCCGGUGGUGAGCGCGUGCAGUGCGCCUCGCAGUAAGCCAACUGUGACUGAGCCAGCACUCCACUCGAGUGCAGCAACAACUCUCGACGCCAAAGCGGCGUCGGCUGCCAAAUCGUCGUCCUUCAACUAGGAACACAAAACAUGACUUGUGUGGGACGACAGCGCAGCUGAGGAAGGGCGUUGACGAGCCGAUCAGCGUCGCCUAAUCAUUCAAUGAUACCAUAACGAGCGGAGGAUAUAGUCUGUGCAGUGAUGGUGUUCACGCGAGGCUACCGGGGAGGGAUGAGCCGAGGAGGAGCUGAGUGGACGUUGUCACGCACUUUUAGGAUCGUGUUUCGGGGUCGUGGGAGCAUUUGAUCUGACUGGGAGGCGUUUUGAGGUCAUAGACGAUUAAAUGAAUUUGGUAGUUGCAGACGUAGACCACGAACAUGAUGAUUUGAUUUUCAG